ACUGGACAAAAUGAAGAUUGGCGCCAGGUUUCCCUCGCGCAUGCCCACGGACCACAUUCUCAAACAAAUUGCAUUCCCUCCUCCGCCAGCAGCGUUUCGCGAAACAAUUUCCCUUGACGGGUCGGUAAGACCCCCGCGAAUUGGCAUUCGAGAACAGGGGCGUAUCCGCAAAGCAUGUCGAAUGGCUGGGCUUGAUUCUGUGGCGAACCUUGGACUACCGGCGGAAGUAGGUGGGAUCUUCAAAGCCAAAGCGGUGCAGCCGAAGGGGACAAAGAAGGAGCUGGAGCAAUACAACAGGGAGAAGAAAAUUGCGGAAAAUAUGGCCAAAAUGCCGGAACGCAUUGCCGCAUGGAAGGAGGAACGGCGCAAAGCGAAAGAAGCUGCGAAACCUGAACUUCCAUUCUGAUCCAUUCCCACAUGUACAUUAUCAAUUCCCUUUGUGGAUAGUCGUUACCCCUAGUCGAACAUGUCUACCCGUUUAAUUUGCAUUUAGAAAGAGCACGGCCAAACUGGUCAAAACCACUCUACGUCGGCAAAAAUGCCGUAUCUCUGCGAUUAAUGAUUAUAUACGUCUAUUUACAAUCCA
This is a messenger RNA of Spizellomyces punctatus DAOM BR117, 586 nucleotides long. RefSeq lists its product as uncharacterized. The transcript has 3 exons. The record is from RefSeq and is a predicted model, not a curated record. Lineage: Eukaryota; Fungi; Chytridiomycota; Chytridiomycetes; Spizellomycetales; Spizellomycetaceae. The coding region runs from base 11 to 406 and encodes 131 amino acids.